Molecule: messenger RNA, 948 nt
Organism: Paecilomyces variotii
Lineage: Eukaryota; Fungi; Ascomycota; Eurotiomycetes; Eurotiales; Thermoascaceae
Exons: 1
Coding region: 1-948 (315 amino acids)
Biological process (GO): regulation of store-operated calcium entry
Cellular component (GO): endoplasmic reticulum membrane
Source: RefSeq, a predicted model, not a curated record
AUGAUACGCUCACGAACAAUCACCUCUCUCCUCCUCAUCCUUUCUCUCUUAUCCUCUCCAGCCCUCGCAUACGGCGGCAGCUCAUCCUCCUCCCAAAAACCACCAGGCAAAAACGCCAUCCUCCUCUCAAACGUCCACACCCUCACCCUCCACGGCGAUCGCCUUACGACCGGACGCCGUCUCUCUCCCAUCCCCCAACUAACAUGCACGGGACCAUCCAAGCGCAUCUGCAACCUCUAUCCAAUCGAGACGAUGCGUUGCACGAACGUCGGCUACGACUACGACAAAGAAGACGUCCAAUGGACCUGCACCGCAGACCUACCACCGGAAUUCAAGCUCGGCUCUACAGACGUCGUCUGCGAAGGGUACCGGAACUCCGAUGAUCCAUGGGUUCUGAAGGGGAGUUGUGGGGUGGAGUAUCGAUUACUUCUGACGGAGCUGGGAGAGAGGAGGUUUGGGGAUAUAGUGCAGAAAGAGAAGUCGGGGUGGAAUCAGUUGUUUUCGGUGAUAUUCGAUCUGUUGUUCUUUGCGUUCAUAUGCGGGGUCAUAUUGGUUAUAUUGACGGUUAUUGUGAGGGAUUGUUUCGGUCUGGGGAAUCGGGACGGAAGACGGAAUGAUGGUCGUGGAGGGCCAGGAGGAUAUGGCGGAGGAGGAGAUGGUGGAUAUCCUCCAGGACCACCACCGCCAUAUGACUAUCCGUCCAGCGGCGGGCCUUGGUAUAAACCUACUUAUGGACAGGGUUGGAGGCCGGGUUUCUGGACUGGAGCGUUGGGUGGCACAGCUCUGGGAUAUGAAAUGGGAAGACGAAACCAGGGAGGAUUCUUCCGGCCAGGCCCAUCGCGCCCCAGACGCUACGACUACGACGAUCCCGGCGAGGGAAGUUCUAGAUCUCCAAGUUUCACAACUACAACCUCCAGCACCGGUUUCGGAUCAACCAGACGCCGUUGA